This is a messenger RNA of Manis pentadactyla (Chinese pangolin), 2259 nucleotides long. RefSeq names its product UBX domain protein 8 (gene UBXN8). The transcript is spliced from 8 exons. Gene Ontology annotation, cellular component: nucleus; endoplasmic reticulum. NCBI's taxonomy places the organism in Eukaryota, Metazoa, Chordata, Mammalia, Pholidota, Manidae. The record is from RefSeq and is a predicted model, not a curated record. Gene Ontology annotation, molecular function: ubiquitin binding. The coding region runs from base 838 to 1668 and encodes 276 amino acids.
CUUGACUCUCCAUGAGCUCUGCAGUAACAGGCAAUAUGUGGGGUUCAAUAAAUGUUAUUUUAACUGAAUUGAAGGGUGAGGUGGGAGGAUUGAUGAGUCAGAAAGAGAAUUUCAAGCCACGAAAUGUAAAGAGGACCGCUGUAGCUUGAGUUGCACAUCGGCACAUCACUCACACCACUCUUAGGAGGUGAGUCAUGAUGUCACGGCAAUGAGGUUAUAUAACCGUGAGGCCAAGUCACGGCAUUAACAAUAAACUCGUUGGCAAGGAGCAGAGCAAGGCGGAGCUGGUGGUCUCCACAGUCUGGAAUUAGACGCAGGCACCACUUUUGAAUCAUCUUCCCACCGGAAGCAGAGACCGUAGAAGGGGCCGGAACCGCCAGGGAGAUACGGCCGGCGCUUCAGAAGAGGGCGGUGCUGAGCAGUUCAAACCCGAAGGUCCCCCAUCACUCCCUGCGGAUGCCAGGCCAAGGGGCCAGGCUGCCUCCGCACAGCGCCCACGGCCCGGGCACUUUUUCGUCCAGUUUACUCCCGAGAGCUCUUUCUCACGGCCGCCGCUGGGGCAGGCGCUGCCGGCCUCGCCUCCAGGGAGCCGCAGGACUUGGCCAGAGCGGCGGCCACUGAGGCCGUCUCCCCCGGACAUCUUGUGACGUGGGGAGGCGACCUGUAUUUCUUCUGAUAUAAGGCGACAGAUAAAGCGUUCGAACACAGUUCGGCUCAGGGCACUAGCGAGCCGGUCUCAGCGCCCCGUCUCGUCCAAAGCGCCGCCCGUAGGAAGGGUUCCCCAGCGACGAAAACGGAAGGGGCGCGCUUCCCGCCGGACGCGGGGCUCCGAGCAACAUGGCUUCUCGCUGGGUCGUUGGCGUUUUCCUCCUCUCUGCUCUUCCUCUCCUGUGUCUGGAGCUCCGCCGUGGGAUCCCGGAACUAGGAAUUAAAGAUCUAAUUUUACUGUGUGGCCGGAUUUUCUUACUGCUUGCUCUCCUUACUUUAAUUAUUUCUGUGACAAACUCAUGGCUUAACUCAUUUAAAUCUUCCCAAGUUUAUCUGAAAGAAGAAGAAGAAAAGAAGUAUGAGAAAAGGCAAAAACUUGUCAGAAAAAAACAACAAGAGGUGCAGGGCGAAAAGGCUAAGGGAUACAAAGAGAAUGUUCUAAAACCUCACCAGGAAAUGAAAUUGAAAAAACUGGAACAGCGCUUUUAUCAGAUGAUGGGUGAAACCUGGAAGUUAAGCAGUGGUCAUAAACUUGGGGGUGAUGAAAAUCUGGUGCUUAAAAGUGAAAGUCAGAUGUCUUUUGAAACAUCAAACAGAGAAGCAGCAAAGAGACGGAACCUGCCUAAGCCUUUAACCAAAGUUUCACCACCUGCUGAACAGCCCGCGCAGGAGGAGGUUCUUGAUUUCCCUGAAGAACCUCCUGAAACAGCUGAAGAAGUAGUGACUGUUGCUCUCCGAAGUCCAAGUGGGAAUAUCCUGAAGAGAAGGUUUUUUAAGUCUUGCAGUUCACAGGUCUUAUUUAACUGGAUGGUGAAAGUUGGAUACCACACCUCCCUCUACAGCCUUUCUACUUCCUUUCCCAGAAGGCCACUGGAAGUGGAGGAAGGCCAGUCACUGCAGGACAUAGGGAUAACUGUGGACACAGUUCUCAACGUGGAAGAGAAAGAGCAGAGCAACUAGUUAGAGAAGGAGAACUGCCUGUUAUACAUAAAACCAGUUAUGCCAUGACCUUUCAGGAUGAUAAAGGAGUCACAUUAAAAUCAUGCCACACCUUGACUGAGCUCAAGGCAGUAAACACUUUUAUGUAGUUAUCUAUGGAAAUAUAUGGACAUAAAGAAUUAGAAAAUUGUUCUCUGCAUAUAGUAAUUUUUGUGCCAUCUUACACCAAAUGAGAACUAGAUGAAAGUGCAUACAAGAAGGCACACAAUUUUUAUUUCUUCUAGCUGAAAUAAUUUGUCAGUAUGUUAACAAACUAAGUCAAUGACUUUGUUCUCUGACCCUUCGAUCCAUCUUGCCAUACUGAACAUCUCAUUUGGUCAGAUUUUUUGAAGUCUUAUAAGUGAGAAUGUUUAUUCUGCUGUAUUUUCUAGAAAUUAAACUUUGAAGACAUUUCAAAGCUCUUUAAAGCUGUAAACGUCUUUUUGAUAGUUACAUAUUAAUGUUUACUUAACUGAGUUUGAGAUUAAUUUUGCAUUGCAUUAAAUUGUAACAUUUAAAGAAUUCUAGGUGGAGAUCAGUAUUUUAAAAAAUAAAACAAUGAAAACCUUAAAA